ACUGCGCAAGACACAAGUUCAGUGCUAAGCGAUCUUGCGUCGCGCGCGCAUUACUGUUUUUUUUUUAAUAUUUUAUAUAAAAUUUUUCGUUGUGUUGUGUUUGUUUUAUGGCUUGAGUGUGUUUUUUCAUUAAACAUAUAAUCAUGACAGCCUACGACAAUGAAGGUGCGGACAUAAACAUGGAAGAUGUGGGUCCAGAUAGCGUGACUAUCAGUACAAUAGAAGAGGAUUUGACCGCCAGAAGAAACCGAAUGCUGAAACCUCAAAAGUCCACAGUAGCUUCACGAAGACAGCAAGCGGUGUGUGUUAGAAGAGCCCACAAGAAGUAUGGACCCAGAAAUAACCCAAAUAUCAUCCUUGAUGGGUUAAAUAUGACGGUACCGAAAGGUGCAAUAUACGGCCUUCUUGGUGCUUCAGGGUGUGGAAAAACUACACUGUUGUCAUGUAUAGUUGGAAGGCGGAGAUUAAAUUCCGGGGAGAUCUGGGUUUUAGGUGGGAGACCCGGUGGACCCGGUAGCGGGGUACCGGGACCCAGAAUUGGAUACAUGCCUCAGGAAAUCGCCUUAUUUGGAGAGUUUUCUAUCAGAGAAACGAUGAUAUAUUUUGGCUGGAUAGCAGGCAUGGCCACGAAAGUUGUUGAUGUAAGGAUUGACUUCCUAGUAAAUCUGUUGCAAUUACCCAAUCCUACCAGGCAAGUCAAGAAUUUAUCAGGGGGGCAGCAGCGCCGCGUGUCCCUAGCCGCAGCGUUGCUCCACAGCCCUGAACUUUUAAUCCUGGACGAACCGACGGUUGGAGUGGAUCCAGUGCUUCGGCAAGGGAUCUGGGACCACUUGGUCGAGAUAACGAAGGGAGGAAGAACCACUGUUAUAAUUACGACUCACUACAUCGACGAAACGAAGCAAGCGAAUAUUAUCGGUUUGAUGCGUGGUGGUAGAUUCCUAGCGGAGGAACCGCCGGCGGAUUUGAUCCAACGUUACGCGGCCGACAGCUUAGAGGAUGUCUUCCUUAAGCUGUCAGUUCUCCAGAAUCUUGGCAAGCGACGCCGUUCGAGUAUAUUGGCCGAUGUAGUGGAACGUGUUGAAAUACCAGCGUUGCCGGAUCCCUCAGCAGAUAUAGAAGAAGCUGAAAUUGGUGAAAUUUCUGGAGAGUUUGGGGACAAUGUAUCUAUGAGUAGCAAAGGUAGAACGAUAGUUACGGAAACGCACGCAACUAUAGAAGCUUUACCCCCAGAAGAGAAGCAAAACAGGGCUUUUAUAGAGAGGAUUAAACCAAUGAAAUUACAUCACAUGGAAGCUCUUAUUUGGAAAAACUUUUGGAGUCUCUUCAGGAAUUACGGGUUGUUAACAUUUAUAAUAGGAUUACCGCUAUCUCAAAUGAUCCUAUUUUGUCUCGCCAUUGGCCACUAUCCUCUUGAACUACCGAUUGGCGUAGUGAAUUACGAGGUGGGACCUAACAAUACUAACGUGUUAUGUCAUUAUAAUAAAAAUACUUGUCCUCAAGAUCCCGAGACCUGGGAGUGGAAUUUGACAAGGUUCAGUUGUACAUAUUUGGACUAUUUAUCGAAACGUCAACAUAAUUUGAUUCCAUUUCCAUCUAAAGCUGUAGCAUUGGCGGAAGCUGCGAGGGGAAAAGCUAGGGUUGUGCUUGUAUUUCCGGCCAACUUUUCCUCAAGCUUACAAGAUAGAGUGAGAGAUGCAAGACACGCGGAUAAUUAUACUUUAGCGUCAUCGGAGAUUGAGGUUCACUUAGAUGAUACAGACAAACAAAUGGAAUGGAUGUUAAACCGUGAUAUUCAGCUCUCGUUAAUGGACGCGACUGAGCAUUUGACGGAUAUUUGUAAUCUGCCUAGACGAAUGUUGUCUGUACCAGUUCAUUUUAAUAAGCCCAUAUUUGGCCUCGAGGUUCCAAACUUUACUGACUUCGCUGGUCCCGGAGUAAUAUUAACAAUUAUAUUCUUCUUGGCCGUCGCUCUGACUUCUGGUGCCAUGUUACAGGAACGUAAUGAGGGUAUCUUGGAAAGAUCUCUUGUAUCGGGUAUCACAGGCACGGAGAUUCUGUUCUCUCACGUCAUAGUUCAGAUGCUAGUGAUGGGCGUUCAAACGGUAACUGUACUCCUGAUCGGUUUCCUCGUAUUCAAACUAACUCUUGAAGGUUCUCUUGUGUGGGUGGUAAUACUCACACUUAUGAACGGACUCUGCGGGAUGACGUUUGGUUUUGUAGUCUCAUGUAUAUGUGAUACAGAGCGAACUGCCACUUACCUCGCUCUGGGAUCUUUCUUACCAAUGAUGUUGCUCUGUGGGAUUAUAUGGCCAGUUGAAGGUAUGCACAGGGUGCUUCAAUGGAUAAGCUAUGUACUCCCACUAACGAAAUCAACGGAAUCUUUGAGGUCGAUGCUGCAAAGGGGCUGGUCCAUCGAAGUUCCUACAGUGUACUCUGGCUUUAUAUCAACAGUUGUGUGGAUUGUUGUAUACCUCACAGUCAGUAUAUUACUUAUAAAGUUCAAGAAAGGUUGAGCUGAACGAAUAUAAUAUUAUGUAAUAUUAUGUGUACUAUUAUAGGAAGGGUAUUUUUGAUUUCUUUUGUUCUCUUCGCUUUCGAUACUAUUUUUUAAGUCGGUUAUGUAAAGAGUUUUAUAUUAUGACUUUUUAAAAACUACUAGUUAUUAGUGGAGUCUGUUAUUAAGAUCAGUUAAUUGUGAUAAUAUUUCGGGUGAGGUUCACAAAGUGAUAUUUAAUCGUAGUUAAUUUUUACGGGAUCAAAACUACUUGAAUAAUUGUAAAAUUAUAUACAAUUGAACAUUUAUUAAUUUAUUUUAAUUUUAUACGGUCAUUUUAUUGAUUUGGUGUGUUGUAGAAAGAAUGUAUUAAUUUGAACUGGGGGAUUUUUUUUAUGUUAAAAAAAUAUAUAUUAUAUACUUAUAUUGCAUCUGCGACAUUAUGCAGUUUUGUAGUUAGUGUAUUGAAGUAGUGUUCAAUGUUCAUAUAAAUUUGACUGUAAAUAUAAUGUUAACAAAAUUAGGUAUUAUGUAAUAAAUAUUAAGAGAUUAGUCGGUUUGCUCAAUGUAGACAUGAUAUAUAAGAAAAUAAAUUUGAAAUUCA
Molecule: messenger RNA, 3098 nt
Organism: Danaus plexippus (monarch butterfly)
Lineage: Eukaryota; Metazoa; Arthropoda; Insecta; Lepidoptera; Nymphalidae
Gene: osy
Product: ABC transporter G family member 20
Exons: 16
Coding region: 144-2513 (789 amino acids)
Cellular component (GO): membrane
Molecular function (GO): ATP hydrolysis activity; ABC-type transporter activity; ATP binding
Source: RefSeq, a predicted model, not a curated record